AUGUCCAUGACCCAAAACAUUGUGCGGCGCAUCUUCGGCGACCGCAAGCUGCCAGAAAGCUUGUCGAAUGAGGAGUACGACAAGUACAUGCAGGACAACUUCCCGAAGUGGAUGAAGGAGUUCGAGGACGGCGGCUUCCUCGAGAAAACGAAGCUGCCUCCCAUCAAGAGUGAGGAAGAGUUCAUUGCAAAGCUGCAGGAACACAAGGACGAGUUGAUGGUGAUCAAGUACUGGAAGCACGGGUGCAUCCCUUGUCUAACAUUCGCGGAGAUGUACAAGGAGGCGGCUGAGAGGUGCACCAAGGAGAAAAAAAAGAUUGUGUGGUACAGCGUGGAUACCAAAGCGCUGAGCACGCGGCAGCUCAUCGACUACCAGCUCAUCUCCGGCACUCCCACCAUCCAAACCUUCACGGGGCAGAAGCAGGUGGGAAACGAAAUCAGGGCCGUGAACACGGAGGAGUUGCUGACAGAGCUUGACAAGCGUGUCCCAAAGUCGCCAUCGUGA
Messenger RNA from Leishmania major strain Friedlin, 504 nucleotides. RefSeq lists its product as hypothetical. The transcript has a single exon. The coding region runs from base 1 to 504 and encodes 167 amino acids. The record is from RefSeq and is a predicted model, not a curated record. Lineage: Eukaryota; Euglenozoa; Kinetoplastea; Trypanosomatida; Trypanosomatidae.